CCCAGUGCCCCAGUGUUGCCGAGAGUGCACUGUGAAGAGAUGGAAGACGAGGAGCACGAGGUGUAUGGAGGAGAAAUCCCCGUCGAAGGUGAAUUGGAAGGAGACGUAGAGUCUCACGGGGCCGAUGUUGACAUGUCCACCGCCGAUGACGACGCCGUUAAGGAGUUGGAUGAGAUGAAGAAACGAUUGAAGGAGAUGGAAGAAGAAGCUGCUGCGCUUAGAGAAAUGCAGGCCAAAGUUGAGAAGGAGAUGGGCGCCGUUCAAGAUCCUGCCAGUGAUCCUGCUUCUCAGGCAAACAAGGAGGAACUUGAUUCACGAUCAAUAUUUGUUGGCAAUGUGGAUUACGCAUGCACCCCGGAGGAAGUUCAGCAACAUUUCCAAGCAUGUGGUACAGUGAACCGAGUCACUAUUUUGACAGACAAGUUUGGUCAGCCAAAGGGCUUUGCAUAUGUGGAAUUCCUUGAACAAGAAGCUGUUCAGGAGGCAAUCAAGCUGACUGAAUCUGAACUCCAUGGGCGACAGUUGAAGGUUAUGCCAAAGAGGACAAAUGUUCCUGGGAUGAAACAGUUUCGUGGAAGGCGUUUCAACCCUUACAUGGCAUAUGGUUUUCGGAGGCCUUAUGUGCCUCCCUACUUCUAUUCCCCCUAUGGAUAUGGGAAGGUGCCAAGGUUUAGGCGGCCAAUGCGAUACAUGCCUUACUAUUAAAGUGCAAUUGCCAGCUUGCCAUUGAGUUUGACAAAACUGAGCCAUUCGGUAUGAAGAAGCAAAUUGUUGAAGGAUAAAUAACCCUGAAUUCGUCUCUUAAUGACCCCUUGAAAAACUUUUUCUUUGUUAUUAGCUUCUUCCUUAGCAUGGAUGUGAGAAUGCUGUAAAAGCCAUUAUCUAUUCACCACUUAUAAAGAUUUCUUAUUAUGUCUGGUCUCAUCUAAUUGAUUACUGACGUUAUAGUGCUGAAAGUUUGUCCUUCUAACUGGUAGAGUGUUAGUAAUAGUAUGGACCUUGUUUUUCAG
Molecule: messenger RNA, 1010 nt
Organism: Cuscuta europaea
Lineage: Eukaryota; Viridiplantae; Streptophyta; Magnoliopsida; Solanales; Convolvulaceae
Source: the annotation of a GenBank genome assembly